UAUUGCUUAGAGGAUGAACACCGACUUUUGGUGUACGAAUUCAUGCCUCGAGGCAGCUUGGAGAAUCAUUUAUUCAGAAGAGGUUUGUAUUUCCAUCCUCUUUCAUGGAGCCUUCGAAUGAAGGUUGCUCUCGGUGCAGCAAAAGGGCUUGCCUUUCUUCACAGUGCGGAAACAAAAGUGAUAUGUCGAGACUUCAAGACUUCCAAUAUCUUGCUUGAUUCAAACUAUAAUGCAAAGCUUUCUGAUUUCGGGUUGGCCAAAGAUGGACCAACAGGUGAUAAGAGCCAUGUUUCUACUAGAGUCAUGGGGACAUAUGGAUAUGCUGCUCCAGAGUAUCUAGCCACAGGCCAUUUGACAGCUAGGAGUGAUGUCUAUAGUUUUGGAGUCGUGCUGCUAGAGAUGUUAUCUGGCCGCAGAGCAGUCGACAAGAAUAGACCGUCCGGAGAGCAUAAUCUAGUGGAAUGGGCCAGACCAUACCUGACCAACAAACGUAAAAUAUUCCGUGUCGUAGAUAACCGCCUUGAAGGCCGGUAUUCAAUGGAAGCAGCCUUAAAGGCCGCUACCCUUGCUUUGCGAUGCCUGUCUACUGAAGCCAAAUUCAGACCGCGCAUGAAUGAGGUUGUAACAGCAUUGGAGCAGUUCCAGGAUUCGGGUGAAUCAGGAGGUCAUCAGAACAAUAUUAGCAACGCACCCGGAUACGCAGGCGAAGUACCGGUGAUGCUAACAAUGGGAGGAGCAUUGCCGCAUACCCUCGGCCGUCUGCUUCCCCUCUUUAUGCCUGAUAACGCACACCAUGAAAGCUGCUUCCCUUUGAGCCUCUGGUGACUGUACACUUCUCGCUUUAGCUAAUGUAAUCAAAACCAAUCCAAUAAAAAUGCAAGUUCCACUGUAACAAGGGGAAUGUG
This is a messenger RNA of Hibiscus syriacus, 905 nucleotides long. RefSeq names its product probable serine/threonine-protein kinase PBL9. The transcript is spliced from 6 exons. NCBI's taxonomy places the organism in Eukaryota, Viridiplantae, Streptophyta, Magnoliopsida, Malvales, Malvaceae. The coding region runs from base 43 to 825 and encodes 260 amino acids. The record is from RefSeq and is a predicted model, not a curated record. Gene Ontology annotation, molecular function: ATP binding; protein kinase activity. Gene Ontology annotation, biological process: protein phosphorylation.